This is a messenger RNA of Juglans regia (Persian walnut), 2723 nucleotides long. RefSeq names its product CTP synthase-like. NCBI's taxonomy places the organism in Eukaryota, Viridiplantae, Streptophyta, Magnoliopsida, Fagales, Juglandaceae. Gene Ontology annotation, biological process: CTP biosynthetic process; pyrimidine nucleobase biosynthetic process. The coding region runs from base 445 to 2265 and encodes 606 amino acids. The transcript has 23 exons. Gene Ontology annotation, molecular function: identical protein binding; CTP synthase activity. The record is from RefSeq and is a predicted model, not a curated record.
AAAGAGACACCCGCCGCCUCAAGAGCCUGAAACCGAAACAAAGCACAAAGCUGGGUUGGAACUGAGGAAAUCUUUCAUAGAGCACGGCUUGGGAGAAGAAACAAGAGGAAUCUUUUGCGUUUACCCAGAGUCCCCUAGUUAUCUUUUUCUACGUAUAUCGUCAGGACUUUUUUUCUUUAUUUACAUAUGUUUCUCAUGUAAAGGGAAAAUCAAAUCUUCUUUCUUUCCUUCUGUAUUUGCCUUUUGGUUUUGGCUCCGUUCGAAGAAGAUUAGACUAGACUUUUGAGAGUCAGAAAGCCCACCAUUGAAAAUCCUAGGAAGAGAAAGCAAAAGAAGAAAAGGCAAAAGCUUUGUAAAGACCGCCAUUGUGAACAAGGACCAAAGAGGAACCGGGUCUCUUAGUGGGCGACUAUAACCAGUGCUUCUGGAAAUAAAAUAGCGAAAAUGAAAUACGUUUUGGUGACGGGUGGUGUAGUAAGCGGUCUCGGCAAAGGUGUUACUGCUAGCAGUAUAGGACUCCUCCUUAAAGCCUGUGGACUUCGUGUUACUUCCAUUAAGAUUGAUCCUUACCUAAACACAGAUGCGGGGACAAUGUCUCCUUUUGAGCACGGGGAAGUAUUUGUCUUAGAUGAUGGUGGUGAGGUGGACCUUGACCUUGGAAACUAUGAACGAUUUUUAGACAUCAAGUUAACCCGUGACAACAAUAUUACAACUGGAAAAAUAUAUCAGUCUGUUAUUGACAAGGAGAGAAAAGGAGAUUACCUUGGAAAGACAGUCCAGGUUGUUCCACACAUUACGGAUGCCAUUCAAGAGUGGAUAGAGCGUGUAGCAAAAAUACCAGUGGAUGGACAAGAAGGUCCAGCAGAUGUUUGUGUCAUCGAAUUGGGCGGAACAAUAGGAGAUAUUGAAUCUAUGCCAUUUAUUGAGGCGCUUGGCCAAUUUUCAUACCGUGUAGGCCCUGGUAAUUUCUGCUUAAUUCACGUCAGCCUUGUCCCUGUUCUCAAUGUCGUUGGUGAGCAGAAAACAAAACCUACGCAGCAUAGCGUUCGGGGACUUAGAGGACUUGGCUUGACGCCAAAUAUUCUAGCCUGUCGGAGUACAAAGGCACUUGAGGAGAAUGUUAAGGCAAAACUUGCUCAAUUUUGCCAUGUGCCGGCCGAAAACAUUGUCACUCUCUAUGAUGUUCCAAACAUAUGGCAUGUUCCUCUGUUAUUAAGAGAUCAGAAGGCACAUGAAGCUAUCCUGAAAGGGCUGAACCUUGGUGUCACUAGGGAGCCUGAUUUAAAGGAAUGGACUGCGAGGACAAUAGUUUUUGACAAGUUGCAUGAUCCAGUUAGAAUUGCCAUGGUUGGAAAAUACACUGGCCUUUCAGAUUCUUACCUCUCUGUUUUAAAGGCUCUUUUGCAUGCUUCUGUCGCUUGCCACCGGAAGCUUAUUUUAGAAUGGGUUGCAGCUUGUGACCUUGAAGACAUGACUGCUGAAGAGACCCCUGAUGUUUAUAAAGCAGCAUGGGAUUGUUUAAAGGGUGCUGAUGGUGUUCUUGUUCCAGGAGGGUUUGGUGAUAGAGGAGUGCAGGGGAAAAUUCUUGCAGCAAAGUAUGCUCGGGAGAAUAAUGUUCCAUUCUUGGGGAUUUGCAUGGGGAUGCAAAUUGCUGUCAUUGAGUUUGCACGAUCUGUCCUUGGUUUGCACGAUGCUAACAGCACAGAGUUUGAUCCUGAUACUCCAAAUCCUUGUGUAAUAUUUAUGCCAGAGGGUUCAAAAACUCAUAUGGGAGGUACUAUGCGUCUGGGAUCAAGGAGGACUUACUUCAAUGUUGCUGAUUGCACCUCUGCAAAGUUGUAUGGCAAUGUAAGUUUUGUUGAUGAGCGACAUCGGCAUAGAUACGAGGUCAAUCCAAAUAUGAUAUUACAACUUGAAAAUGCUGGUCUAUUAUUUGUUGGUAGAGACGAAACUGGUCAGCGCAUGGAGAUUGUUGAGUUGCCUGGUCAUCCCUACUUUGUUGGUGUUCAGUUUCAUCCUGAAUUCAAGUCAAGACCCGGGAAACCUUCUGCACUGUUCUUAGGACUAAUAGCAGCAGCUUGCCAGCAGUUGGAGACUGUCCUACAUGACCCCGGCCUUUUAAGAAAAUCGGUGACUAAUGGGAUGGCUAAUGGACACUCACCAGUGAGAGCCUACAAAAAUGAUGGCACAAUUAAGUCGUCCAAUGGGACGGUAAAUGGUGUGUAUAGCAAUGGAAAUGGCAUGCACUUGGAACGAAAUUGGUGAUCCUCAUGGCAUUUGUUCCACAGUUUUCACUCAAAGAGCUUUUUGGUAGCCGUCUGCGUCCGGUUUGUCUGUACAGCCGUUGAGUAUGGGUAGAUGUGAUAGCUUGGGGGACAUGUCUUCAGCAUGAAGAUGGUGGUUUCUUUGAAUGAUACCUUGUACUUCCAAGAAGUAUACCCCGAAGCUGAAAGUUACUACUUUGUUAGACUGAGUUUCCUCUUUUUUUCUAGUACUGGACUUUCUUGGCCUUUGAAAGAGAUAUCAACCACUUUGAAUUUUGAAAUGUAAAAGCAAAUCAUUCUGCUUUUUCCUCGCAAGACUUUACCUUUUGCAACUUCAAUUUCAUGGCACGCAUCUUGACUUGUAAUCUGCAGGUGUACCGAGCAUAGAAACAGUGCCAGUGAUAUAUUGAGUUGUAUUCUUUCUUUUACCUUCAAAAAAGUUCCAAAUCUUCGUUUUCA